AUGGUGAAAAACAGAAAUGCAUUCAGACUAAUCGAGGCACCCACCGAUUGGAGAGUCGUGUGUCUAUCUUCUCCUCUAUCUCCGUCCAUUAUUUCUUCACCUCCACCACGGCCUCUCCCUUCCUUGAGCCCCUGCCGGCCUGCCCUACCAAGCUCCCCUGCCAUCCCCUGCCACGGCCUUGCUGGUUCGCCUGCCGUGUGCGAUGUGGACGACCAGUGGUGCCGCCGCCUGCUCUGGAUCUUGGAGGCUGCGUUGGCUGGAAGUCCCCUACUACUGCCAGAAGACGACCACGAAGUCCAUGAUCAUGUUGGUCAUGCCAAGUGCGAAAGGACCAUAGAAACGGAGGAAGCCUGCAGGAGCGGCAGUUCAUGGAAACAGAUGAAUACGUCAGUACAAGGUUUCCUACACCGUCCCAUCCCAGCAACGAAUCUUCGCUUCGUGAUAGAGGACAUGGCUUUUAUCUUUGAUCUGAACAGCAGAUGCACUUUGGAAUUGGUCAAAAACUGUAUGUGGUAUAUAGCAUCUGGCUUGAUGGUGCAGAUAUAUAAGGAACAUAUUUAGUAUCAUGGUGUAAAAAGUAGAAGCAGGUCACCUCUCUAUCUCCAUGUCCUGACAGGUUUUGAGUUGGAAUCGUGGAUUUUAUUUUAGGUAAUAAAAUGCAGUAUUCUCAUAGAGGUGUGUCCUACUGGAGUGAAAGAAAAUUCUUCUGCCCUAUAACUCAAUCUUGGUUUUUUAUUCACAGGGAAUUUCUGAUUUGGAUAGACAUACUUUAUUCGAUUUCUACCAAAAAAUAGGUCAAUCAGGAAAGCAUACUGUAAUUAUCAAUGGCGAGCUAACUUUAUUACCAUGUAAUUUCUUAUCAUACUCUUCCUUCAAAAGAAUAGAUAGUGCCUUUCAUAAUCUGUUCCCUUCAACAUUUGUGCUACUUAUGUUACUCUUUGAUGUAAACUGCAGCUAAGCAUGUUCUACAAAAAGUAGAGUUUCGCGGUUCAAGCUUAGAUCAGUGGAUUAUUUUCCUAAUGUGAUCGAUUAGAGAGGAAGGGUGUUCAAGUAACUCGAAGUUCAGUACAUCAUCAUCUUUAGGCUUUAGCAACUUUCCAUUUUCUACAAGCAUUGCUAUUUACAUAAACCUGGUGUUUUAUCAUGAUAUUUCUUUCGGUUCUUAGAAAGUAUACCACAUGAAUUUUGUCAUAUUUUAAUCUUCAUAAUGAAGAAAUUCGAAUGUUUGCAUACAUUGUUUCUGUAAAGAUGGAUUCCUCAUGCGUGAGUAUAUUUUACUAUAGCGAUGAGUAACUGGAUUGGGAUUUAUUAAUUAAAGAAAAUUGGAUUUGCAAUGAGAUCAAAUUAUUUGUAUGGUCCUGUCAUCUAGGGUUUUCUUCCUUCCCCAGAUAUAGAUCCUUGCAAAUACCUGACUGUUAGGUGAUUUAUAUCUAUUGUCGUUUCAUACUGUUUGCUGAAAUAAUGCUGCACACCAAAAUAUUUGUCCUGGAUUGAACAUAAGGCCUGCAUCGUUGGUCAUAUGUGGAAACAAAGGAGUUGGCAUGUAGGCCCUUAGCUUGCUUUUGAAGGUGUAACAUUGUUGAUUUUACCAUUGUGUGUUAGUCAAUAUAGUCAAAAUAUCAUGUUUUUUUAUCUUCUUUGGAGGGGCGUAUUAUAUUUCGUUUCCCAAUUGAUGCAGUUUAUUAUUUUAUGAAAGUAUAGUAUAAUCCAAGGUUUCUUUAAUUUACUUGCCUUUUCUCUUACAGUUUUAUUUUUGCGAAUGACAUCAUAGGAGAUUUUCCCUCAACCUUUUGAAUGCUGAAAAAUA
Lolium rigidum is the source of this 1807-nucleotide messenger RNA. RefSeq lists its product as uncharacterized. NCBI's taxonomy places the organism in Eukaryota, Viridiplantae, Streptophyta, Magnoliopsida, Poales, Poaceae. The transcript has 4 exons. The coding region runs from base 1 to 561 and encodes 186 amino acids. The record is from RefSeq and is a predicted model, not a curated record.